Lottia gigantea (owl limpet) is the source of this 435-nucleotide messenger RNA. RefSeq lists its product as hypothetical. The record is from RefSeq and is a predicted model, not a curated record. The transcript has 3 exons. Gene Ontology annotation, cellular component: cytoplasm. Lineage: Eukaryota; Metazoa; Mollusca; Gastropoda; Lottiidae. Gene Ontology annotation, molecular function: RNA binding; translation initiation factor activity. Gene Ontology annotation, biological process: translational initiation. The annotation marks the transcript as partial.
GGAAAGGGAGGUAAAAAUAGGAGAAGAGGAAAGAACGAAAAUGAGAAGGAAAAACGAGAGUUGGUUUUCAAAGAAGAUGGACAAGAAUAUGCUCAAGUUUCUAAAAUGUUGGGAAAUGGAAGGUUAGAAGCUAUGUGUUUUGAUGGUAACAAAAGGUUAUGUCACAUUCGAGGAAAAUUAAGGAAGAAGGUAUGGAUUAACACGGGUGAUAUUAUAUUACUUGGUCUACGUGACUAUCAAGACACCAAAGCUGAUGUUAUCCUUAAAUACACCCCAGAUGAAGCCCGAAAUCUCAAGGCUUAUGGUGAAUUACCUGAAAACAGUAAGUUUCAUUCUAAUUAUGUUCUAAGUUUGCCUUAUUGUACACAACACAGCAUUUGUUCAAAGCUACAGGUCAGUAUUCAUUUCAUUUCCAAAUUGCAUGGAUUUAUAUAG